Molecule: messenger RNA, 1920 nt
Organism: Symbiodinium sp. CCMP2592
Lineage: Eukaryota; Dinophyceae; Suessiales; Symbiodiniaceae
Source: the annotation of a GenBank genome assembly
AUGAUGUCUAUCAUCUUCAUCGGAGUUUUCUUCGGCAACUUGAUGGGUGGACCAGCGGCUGAUGCCUACGGUCGGCGUCUGGCAGUGCUCCUGGCCUACUUCGGCCUCGUCUUCUGCGGCCUGUGUUCGGCGAUCAGCAUCGGGCCGAUGUCGAUGCUCACCGCACGCUUUUUUUUCGGGCUUUUCUACGGCUUUGGGAUGGGGCCCGCGUUGACGCUGCAGGUGGAGAUCUGUCCGAAGGCCUGGCGCGGGCACAUGGUCAAUGUGAACAACUUCUUCUUCACGCUAGGCGAAGUCUAUGCAGCCUGGUUGCUGUGGGCCUUCUUGAAAGACCUGAAGCAAACCAGUGACGAGGAGCUAGAGAGUUGGCGCUACGUCACAGCACUGGCCGUCAGUCCAGCUUUGCUGAUCCUGCCCUUCGCCGUGCUGCUCUUGUACGAGUCGCCGCACUACCUAGUUGUUUGUGGCAAGCACGACCAGGCGGGUUGUAGCCGCCUGUGUCGUUCUUUGCAACCCGAAAGCAAGAAGAUGGAGCGCAAAGCCUUCUCCAGGACCAAUGACAUCGAGAUUGACGACAUGGGCCCACUUUCCGACUCCGACUGUGAUGUUCAGGAGUUCGCCGCCCAAAAGAAAGCCCUGGCCACAUUGGCUCGGCGAAGGGGAUCCUAUGGGCGCCAGUCCUUUGAGGAGCCAUCCCGCACGAAGAGGAACCAGCUGAAGCCCCCGGCAAGGACUGGUCGCGAGCUUUGGGCAGACAUUGCUACCGAUGACGAGGACAACUUCCCGCGCUGGCACGGCCCGAAAGCACAGGCCACGAAGGUGGUGCCUUCGCCCGUACCCGCGACCGACAACGCUGAGGAUGUCGACGGAUUGUGCUGGGAUCCCAUCGGCAUGGGCUCGACGGAGUCAUCCAUUUCGGAGUUGCUUUGGAACAAGGUGAAUGUGAGCAAGCCUUCUGAGACUUCGGGAAAUCCCAAAAACUACGACAAGUGGUCAUGGAGCACCACCGCUACGUCCGCUGACGGCGAUUUGCAAGAUGAGGACGCGUCGCCGUCUGCGCAGUCACAGGCUCCGGUCAGCAUCAUCAGCUCGGAAGACAGCGCAUCUUUGCAGACCGGCCUCUUCCUGGCCACAUCUACCGACGAGUCAGACAAGCAGCAGGUGUUGUCCAUGCCGGCCAUGAUGCAGGAGCCCGCGAAGCGGGUUGUUCAGUCGGCACCCACCUUUGUGAUGCCAAUGCCCGCCCAGGCGCCGCAGGCGACGAUGCUGGCUGUGCCGGCAGUUCAAGCAGUGCAAGCGAUGCCAGCAGUGCAAGCAAUGCCGGCAGUGCAAGCAAUGCCGGCAUUGCCUGCAUUUACAUAUCCUGCCGCCAUGCCAUUCCCUUUCGGCAUGGGAAUGCUGCCUGCCGUCAUGUCCAUGACACAGAAUGUUCCCAGGCAAGUCGCCGCACAGCAGCCUUGGGGAUCAGAGGAGGAGAUCGCUCGUCCCAUUGCGCUUCGCUCUGGCCUUGGCCUUGGAGGACCGCCUAUGGGCAGAUCGCAUCGCUUCCACCAGAAGAACACCACCAUGGGCGUCCUGAGCGAAGACGCUCGCACCUUCACCAAGCGCUCCAACAAGGGGAGACUUAGCAUCGUCUGCGAGAACAAGGUCCACUUCCACGGGACGGUGCGUUAUGCCGUGCAGUUCACCGACGGAGAGCUUUGCAGCGCAGAUGGAGUGGGCUUCAUCAUCUCCUCGGAUCUUCCCUGCACCAAGAACAUUCAGAAGAUCGUGUCGGUCUUUGCCAACAGAACCGGACGAAUCUGCAUCCGGGUGCACGACGAGGUGGAACGUUGCCCGCAAAGGGUGAAAUGCUUGGAAGUGGGAGACUGGUUGGAGGCGGAACGCUGUGGCAGCGAGUGUCUGGUAUUCAGUGUUUAG